Bipolaris zeicola 26-R-13 is the source of this 1800-nucleotide messenger RNA. RefSeq lists its product as uncharacterized. Lineage: Eukaryota; Fungi; Ascomycota; Dothideomycetes; Pleosporales; Pleosporaceae. Bases 1 to 1800 code for a protein of 599 amino acids. The record is from RefSeq and is a predicted model, not a curated record. Gene Ontology annotation, molecular function: transmembrane transporter activity. Gene Ontology annotation, cellular component: membrane. The transcript has 6 exons. Gene Ontology annotation, biological process: transmembrane transport.
AUGGCAAGAGAGAAGCAGUUCCAUGAACAAGUCACCACCGGUAUUAAUCUCACUACUGGUAGCAACCUCACUGAUGAAGAUACCGCUCGUAACCAUGGACUCCACCACGACCAUGUUGCCGAAGAGGCGCUCGGCGGGCGCACGGCCGACUUGGGCAAGUCAUACUUUACCAGUGUGAACUUCAUCGGCACAGUCAUUGCUACAUGUUUGGCGCAAAUAUCGGGGUAUCUUGGCUGGGUUCUUCCAUCCAACACCUUGAGCCUCAUUAACGCUGCCAUUGGACCAUCACCAAACAUCAUAUGGGUCAGCAUCUCCUGGACAGCUGGUUUUGCUAUUGGCUUCACGCUUGUUGGUCGUCUAUCCGACAUAUUUGGUCGGAGAUGGUUUUUCAUUUGUUCAUCUCUUCUCGGUUUAGUCGGCAACAUCAUUGGAGCGAGUGCACAAAGCAUAGACAUGUUGAUUGCCACCAACUCGAUCAACGGCCUCGCCGCUGCCGGUCAGCUCUCGUUUCACAUCAUCCUCGGCGAGCUUGUACCAAACUCCCUCAGAGGUCCAGUCAAUGCUUUUGUGCUUUUCACUUCGGUUCCGUUUGCCGUCUUUGGCCCUCCAGUUGCGCGAUCACUAUAUCAGACCACAGCUCUUCAGUGGCGAUGGUGCUAUAUCCUAGGAUGUAUCGUCAAUGUUUUUGCCGUAGUCAUGUACUUUUUCUUCUAUUUCCCACCAACAUACGAAAUGCUCCACGUUGGCGGCAAGUCUAAAUUUAAACAGCUAAAGACUCUCGACUGGGUUGGUAUUAUUCUGUUUUCAACUGGCCUCGUUGUUUUUCUGAUCGGCAUGAACUGGGGUGGCUCGGCAUAUCCAUGGGAUAGCGGACACGUACUUGGAGCAUUGUUUGCGGGAUUUGGCACUUUGGUGGCAUUUUGCUUUUGGGAAGCAUACGCUCCUGGACUCGAAUACCCACUAAUCCCCCUACGGUUGUUCAGGAACAUCAAGUACGAUGCGAAUGUAGCGUGUGCUAGUUUGGCGGCUAUUGUCUACUAUGCCAACACGGUCAUCUGGCCCACCAUGGUCUCUGCGUUGUUCACAACCGACAUUUCCAAGAUCGGGUGGCUUUCUUGUGCUGUCGGGGGUGGUCUGCUCCUGGGACAGAUUCUUGGAGGUGCUGGUGUGCGCUAUCUACCACGAAUGAAGAUCCAGAUGACUGUGGCAGCAGUUAUCACAACAGCCUUUGUCGCCGCCGUUGCCGCAUCCGAUGAGAGUACUGAAGACCGAACCACGACCUUUCUACUAAUCGGCACCAUUGCAGCAGGAUACAUUGAGAACCUGACGCUUUCGAGUACUGCAUAUCUUUGGGACCCAGCGGAUAUCGGUUUGGUGACUGGUGUCAUGGGAGCCAUACGCACCGGUCUUUCGGCCAUCGCGACAAGCAUGUACUCUUCCAUCAUCACAACAGAGUCAAAGAAGUAUAUUCCACGAAAAGUCAGGCCUGCUGCACUUGCCGCUGGUCUCCCGGAGUCGUCACUAGAGUCUCUACUUUUAAGUGUCACGUCGGGAAACUUCUCAGCCGUGCCUGGUGUUACGCCAGAGAUUAUUGCAGCGACUGGGAAAGCUGUGAAAGAUGCUUAUGCACUUUCGUUUAGAACGGUGUAUCUCUGCACGCUACCGUUCGGAGUGCUGCUUAUCGUUGCAGCACUGUUGUCACCAAAUGUAGAGCAAUAUCUUACCGACGAAGUUGCUAGGAAGAUGCAUGAUCGGGUCGAAAAGGAUGGAGUUGAAAGGAAGGAGGUUAUUGAAGCGUAG